GCGGUACAUGAAGCGGGGUCCAGGCCAAGCUAGAACGCGAGUUUGGGAUGACGUAGGUGCGAAUCUCGUGGGCGGAAUGGCGUGGCUGUAUGCAGGCUAAAGUAGCUUGAUAUCAAUAUAACCCGAGCUGCUGUCAGCUCCCCUUGCCGUCAGUUCCUCUCGCCGUCAGCACCUCUCCAACACAGCAACCAGCACCUCUCCGACACAGCAAUCAGCACAAACUCACCCCAAUAGCAGUGAAAAUGUCUGAGAACUCGGGAUCCAACAACCCCUUCGCGCGGCGCGAGGAGUUCUCCAACCAGUCCAUUCUUCUCUACAAGAUCUCCACGGGCCUUUCCUACACGAUCCUGCUCGUCACAGCCUUCUACUACUCCUUCAACCAGCCCAACGAAGGCCACGGCCCACACCACCGCUUCUGGCAGCAUCAGCCUGCAACGCCGUUCGCGCAGAGCAGCAUCAUCACCAGCAUAUACUGGAUCGUCCUCUUCGUCCUGCAGCUCGUCUACGCUUACUCCCUCUGGUCCAGCAACACCACCUACCUCAUCGCCGCCGCCAACAUCGGCACGCACUACAUCACCUCGAACCUGCUGCUCUUUGGCUUCAUCCACCUGUGGGUGCGCUCGCACUUCUGGCUCGCGGAGCUGCUGCUCGUCAUCAACUUCUUCAACCUCAGCUUCGCCUACUUCCGCCACAGCACCACCCCGCGCGCCAUCCACAUCGGCACGAUUGCGGGCCCGCUGGCGUGGAACUUCGUCGCGCUGUACUGGGUUGGCGCUGUGGCAUUUCAUAGCACCCAUCUUGCUGGUCGCAUUGUGGCUAAUGUGUUUAUCUGGGGAUGGCUUGGGUAUGGCGUGUUCUUCCUGGCUGCGUACAAGGACUACACCAUGGGCUUUGCGCUGUCGGUGUUGAGUUUCUCGACUGGUGUUGGCCAGUUCUUGAGCAAGCUGCCAAUUCUGCAGUUGCAGUGGAUUUUCGCCUUUACCAUUGGCGGGCUUCUCUUCGUCCUCUCGCUUGCCGUCGGCGUGCCGGGGUUGUUGGGCCGUGAUCUGUUCCCCCGCGGCCAGAUUGUCAACGAGGACCGCGAGCGCGCGCCGCUGCUUGCUGAUGAGUAGAAUCAACGGGGCGUUUGAGAAGCGAGUGGUGCCAUGCUGAGCGUGGACUCGGACUCGAACCGACCAGCCAACAUCCAAAAAUUAGUCCUGCAGAGGGUUGCUGAUCUCUUUCUAGCGCACGGUGUCGAGAUGCAGGGUCAGCAUUACCAUGGCGUUGGGCACAUUUUCCCUCUUUUUGAAGCGCACUUGCCGCCUCUCCCUCGUAGUAUUCAUCUCUUAUAGUCAAUUGAACAAAAGUUCUCAGUCCAUCGGUUGCCGCACCGUCAGACAGCCUCGGCCUAACGUUCGCAUUACGCC
This is a messenger RNA of Didymella exigua CBS 183.55, 1409 nucleotides long. Its product is annotated as DUF1774-domain-containing protein. The record is from RefSeq and is a predicted model, not a curated record. NCBI's taxonomy places the organism in Eukaryota, Fungi, Ascomycota, Dothideomycetes, Pleosporales, Didymellaceae. Bases 243 to 1112 code for a protein of 289 amino acids. The transcript is spliced from 3 exons.